AUGGCAUUUCACAUACUAGCACAUCAUUAUGCCAUCAUCUGGGCUCACCUCCUCAUGCCCAUCAAUUUCAUGAACAGUGCAGCGUUCCCUUCCUGGACCGGAGUGGGCUUUGCCGUCAGCAUGGCGGCAACCUGGCUUUUCGCUGUCGUCCUAGUGCGAAUCCCAUCUACCCGCAGAAUAUUCCUAGAGGAUUUAUCCGGUCUUUCCAUACUAUGCUGGGUCUUUUGGGUAUUGUGGUUGUGCGUCUUAGCGCAAUGGUCACAGUACGAUCGUGGGACCGUGGAACUGCCAGAGUGGAAGUGGACAGAUCUUCUAAAACAAUUGGCCAUAAUUUUGGGUUCUUCAUUGGCGUGGAUGUUGGAGUUCGUGGUCAUGUUAUGUUUCUGGGGGAAUUUGCAGUGGAAAGAUCCGAUAGCGACAUCUUGGUGGCUUAUCGCCUCGGGUCCGAUGGUUCGUGAUGUCGAAGAGGGCGACCCGGAGAAUGAUCUGGACUUGUAUGUAAAUUCCUCGUUGCUCCAUGAGGAUCAUGAUUUCACAGCACAACCACGUAGAUUACUGCUUCCGGGAAACACAGUGCAGUCUGACACUUUCCAGUAA
This is a messenger RNA of Suillus plorans, 597 nucleotides long. RefSeq lists its product as uncharacterized. The record is from RefSeq and is a predicted model, not a curated record. The coding region runs from base 1 to 597 and encodes 198 amino acids. The transcript has 3 exons. Lineage: Eukaryota; Fungi; Basidiomycota; Agaricomycetes; Boletales; Suillaceae.